Messenger RNA from Onychostoma macrolepis, 1806 nucleotides. Its product is annotated as taste receptor type 1 member 1-like. Lineage: Eukaryota; Metazoa; Chordata; Actinopteri; Cypriniformes; Cyprinidae. The transcript is spliced from 6 exons. Gene Ontology annotation, molecular function: G protein-coupled receptor activity. The record is from RefSeq and is a predicted model, not a curated record. Gene Ontology annotation, biological process: G protein-coupled receptor signaling pathway. Gene Ontology annotation, cellular component: membrane. The coding region runs from base 34 to 1806 and encodes 590 amino acids.
UUUAGGCACAGUACCUCUGCAUCUGGCUAUCAGAUGUUGCAAGUGAUGAGGUUUACUAUUGAGGAAAUUAAUAACUCUACCAUCCUUCUACCCAAUGUUUCUCUGGGCUAUGAAAUUUUUGACCAUUGUUCUAAUACAAAGAACUUCCGUUCAAUUUUAACUUUUAUCUCAAAGAAUGGCUCAAUAAAACCUAAAGAAAAAUUCAACAACUAUCAGCCUAAAGUGAUUGCUUUAACAGGGCCAUACGGAAGCACAAGGACUAUUACAAUUGCACCACUGAUUACAAUGGGCUUUAUACCAAUGGUGAAUUAUGGAGCUUCUAGCUAUGCAUUAAGCAAUAAACUUCAGUAUCCCACAUUUGUAAGAACAGUUCCUAGCAACAAAGACAUGAUAGAGAUGAUUAUUCACAUCAUACGGUGGUUUGGAUGGAACUGGGUUGCCUUUCUUGGUAGCCAAGACAAUUACAGUUCAGAUGGACUAAAGCUGUUUAACAAGUAUAUCAGCAAUACUGGCAUUUGUUUGGCCUAUCAAGAGGGUCUGAGCCUAAAUGCAAACUAUAGUCAAACGCUAAAAAAGAUUGAUAUGCUCAACAUCAAUGUCAUUGUUGUUUUUGCUGUGCCACAAUAUGCAGUAAACAUAAUCAAAACAGCCAUAGCGAACAACAUCCGAAACAAAGUAUGGAUUGCGAGUGAAACCUGGGCUAUGAAUCAACAGCUUCCAAGAGAGCCAGGAAUUGGGAAAAUUGGCACAGUCAUUGGCAUUACGGAGAGAUUGUUGUCUUUGCCUGGAUUUGAUGACUUUGUCUAUAAAGACAGGAGAACAAUUAAUGCCUAUAGCACUGAGAGUAACGUCCAGAGUAAGAGUAAGGCAUGUAAUCAAGUUUGUGAUUACUGCCCAUUGUUGACCGCAGAAGAGAUAAUAAACGAGAAUCCCUCAUUCUCCUUCACCAUCUAUGCUGCCAUAUAUACCAUAGCUCAUGCAUUACAUAAUGUUCUGCAGUGUGACAAGAAUGUAUGCCCAAAAAACACAAAGGCCAAGCCGUACAUGCUUAUGAGAGAAAUUAAGAAGCUGGAUUUUCCACUUAACAACCGCCAGGUGAAAUACGAUGAAAAUUAUGAUCCAAUCAUCAGUUAUGCAGUUGUGCACUGGCACACUGACGUGAAUCCUCCUCAGUUUGAGAUGGUGGGCACAUAUGACACAUACCCAAAAACUACUUUUACCAUUGACAACUCUCGCUUGCCCUGGCUUACCAAUGAUUCUGUUCCUUUCUCAAACUGCUCUCUUGAGUGUAAGCCAGGAUAUUCAAGGCAACCAGAAGGUUUUCAUAGUUGCUGUUUUACUUGUAAAAAAUGCCCACGUAACAGCUAUGUGGAUUAUUCUCAACGAAACAGCCAAAUGAGGACUCAGCGGAGAAUGGGCUCACACCAUCCACCAGCCUCUAACGUCAGCAGCCCCCUCUACCAACGCAUCCUCCAGUUCCAGGCCCUGAGCUCCCUCCGUCAGCAGGGCACUGAUGUGAGGAAGUUUGCCCUGAGGUUCUGUGGUGCAGCAGAGGCCCCUCAAAUGGUGGAGGAUGAGGGGCUGGACCACCUGACGUUUGGGGAAUUUGUGGAGUUCUUGGCACGUUCCCCAGCUAGGGUAGCUGGAGUGCCUCAGGCAGUGCUCGCCGAGCUGCAGCACCUCCAGUGGUGGCCGACAAAGCUGCAGAAGCUGCAGGGCCCCAGCGGCAAUCAAAAGGGUGUCAGAGGCCUCGUCUGCCGCACCCAAUACCUCCAGCCCGCUUCCAGGCGUCCUGGGCUGAUCUGA